AUGGUCCGAAAUAUCGUCGUCCUGGGCGGCAGCUCCCACCCCCAGUUGAACGCAACUAUCUGCAAGCAAUUAGGUAUCCCGCCAGUCAACGUCUUGUUGUCGAAGUUUUCUGUCGGCGAGACACGCGUGGAGAUCAACGAGUCGAUUCGAGGAAAGGAUGUCUACAUCAUACAGUCUGGCGGAGGAAAGGUGAACGACCACUUGAUGGAACUCUUCAUCACCAUCUCGGCAUGUAAGACAGCCUCCGCUAAGCGAGUCACCGCCGUCCUCCCGCUCUUCCCAUACUCUCGUCAAAGCGAUAUCCCAUACAACAAGGCCGGAGCUCCUCUUGUAAAAUCGGCCGCUGCUGCCAAACCUGAGGCCAGCAACGCUUACACUUUUGAGAGCACCCCGCCUACCCCGCCUGCUGGAAAUAUAGAAAGCCCCGGACUCCAGAAUGGUUUGGAUGGGCUGCACAAGGGACUCGCCCAGGUUCAGCUAAACGACCUCGAGAAUGCCAGCGCUCUGAACAAAGCGCGAUUGUCUCAUUACGUCAACGGGAUAAAACGUAGUGAUACCUUGGAUUCUUCAAGGUCUGAAAACGGCCACCAACGCAUUCCUACCAGCCACAGCGAUGAAACGGCGAGCAAUGCAUCGAAUACCUCGAAAAUGAAUGCAUUCCAGCCUCGCCCUGGUUACCGACAGUGGGUUGCCCAGGCCGGAACCCUGGUGGCUGACCUCCUUACAUGUGCUGGUGCAGACCACAUCAUCACCAUGGAUUUGCACGAUCCCCAGUACCAGGGAUUCUUUGACAUCCCCGUCGACAACCUUUACGGACGCCCAUUGCUCAAGAGAUAUAUUCAGCAGAACAUCCCUGGUUAUCACGACGCUGUGAUCGUCAGUCCCGAUGCCGGAGGAGCAAAGCGAGCCACUGCCAUCGCGGACUCCAUGGGCAUGGAAUUCGCUCUCAUUCACAAGGAGCGACGUCCCACCAAAAUAACAGAUCGUCAGAACGCCACCAUGAUGCUUGUUGGAGAUAUCAAGGACCGAACUGCAAUCCUUAUUGAUGAUCUUGCCGACACCUCCAAUACCAUAACUCGCGCCGCGAAGUUGUUGAAAAAGGAAGGCGCCUCAAAGGUAUACGCCUUGGUCACGCAUGGCAUAUUUAGCGGAGAUGCCAUUGAUAGAAUAAACGCGAGCGCUCUGGAUAAGGUUGUCGUCACAAACACAGUAGCCCAAGAACAUAACCUAAAACGAUGCCCCAAGUUGGAGAUUUUGGAAGUUGGCCAGGUUUUUGCUGAGGCAAUUCGCCGUGUCCACCAUGGUGAAAGUAUCAGUGUGCUCUUCCAGUAUGACUGA
This is a messenger RNA of Arthroderma uncinatum, 1338 nucleotides long. RefSeq lists its product as uncharacterized. The record is from RefSeq and is a predicted model, not a curated record. NCBI's taxonomy places the organism in Eukaryota, Fungi, Ascomycota, Eurotiomycetes, Onygenales, Arthrodermataceae. Gene Ontology annotation, cellular component: ribose phosphate diphosphokinase complex; cytoplasm. Gene Ontology annotation, biological process: 5-phosphoribose 1-diphosphate biosynthetic process; purine nucleotide biosynthetic process. Gene Ontology annotation, molecular function: ribose phosphate diphosphokinase activity; magnesium ion binding. Bases 1 to 1338 code for a protein of 445 amino acids. The transcript is spliced from 3 exons.